Messenger RNA from Phytophthora infestans T30-4, 516 nucleotides. RefSeq lists its product as uncharacterized. The transcript has a single exon. NCBI's taxonomy places the organism in Eukaryota, Oomycota, Peronosporomycetes, Peronosporales, Peronosporaceae. The record is from RefSeq and is a predicted model, not a curated record. The coding region runs from base 1 to 516 and encodes 171 amino acids.
AUGGAGCGACAUCUCCGACAUCACUACAGAGCGCUCACAAAGUUUGCUUUUUGGGUGUGGUUCACUCGAGUACAGAGGUUGCCAAGCAUGACGACGCAACUGCAAGCCGCCUCCAAGCACUUCACACCCGCAGCAGACGUCCCAGCUCGAAUCGCACGCGCAGUGCUGACUGAUUUACAACUGGCAGAGCGGCAGCUGCAGCGAUCGAAGCAGCGCAGCGCAUGGCGAUUGGUAAACGCUACAGUGCGCAAUGCACGUCGACGGACGCUCCAAACCGCGUUCGAUCGACUCGCUGCUGUCCGAUCCAGUCGUCGCUUGAAGCACACCGCUAGUGCCCGCGCUUUCGUCGACAACAUGACUAUGGCACUGCUACGCUCAGGCUUCCAGCGCUGGAAAGACCAGUACUUGGCGUUGGCUAUUGACGAGGCGAAAGCGACCCAGCAGGAACUGCUUCGAGCUCUCCGCCACGUGACUUCGUACCGACAGACACUGGAUCCUUAUGCCUCGCAAAGGUAA